Messenger RNA from Cokeromyces recurvatus, 750 nucleotides. RefSeq lists its product as uncharacterized. Bases 22 to 606 code for a protein of 194 amino acids. Gene Ontology annotation, cellular component: mitochondrion. Lineage: Eukaryota; Fungi; Mucoromycota; Mucoromycetes; Mucorales; Mucoraceae. The transcript has a single exon. Gene Ontology annotation, molecular function: nucleic acid binding. The record is from RefSeq and is a predicted model, not a curated record.
UUUUUUUUUUAAAAAAAAGAAAUGAAGACCAGUCAUGCCAUCAAGAUUCAACAAAUAUUUAAACACAAUAAAAGAUAUGUUUCAACGAAUAAAUUACAAGAAUUUUUGAAUCAAAAAGAAAAGAAUAUAACGUCAGCACUCUAUAAAGGAACAUUAUUUGAAUUACAAACAUUAACAUUAUUAACACAGACAACAGGAAUGAAUUUAGAUCAUGUAGGGGGUAAAAGCGAUGGUGGAAUAGAUCUAAGAGGAAAAUGGUUUAAUGAUGUUCAGGUUAUUAUUCAAUGUAAAAAUACAAAACAUGGUUGUACGCCUGAUCAUGUACGUGAGCUUAUAGGUACAGUGAUAUCAUGCAGUCAAAAGAAAAAGACCCUGAUUGGCAUCCUUGCAACUGCUUAUCAUCCAAAUCGACCUCAUUUUACUCGUGACGUUCUUUCUCAUUUUAACAAAAGCCCGUUACCUUUAGGAUUAGCUAUGAUUGAUAAUUUAACUCUAAAAUCUUUUAUGUUUAAUAAUAAGGCACAAUCCAUAUUAAAGGGAUUAACUAUAUCUACUCGAUAUGAUAUAAAUGGUAAUGAAGCCCUUUAUAUCAAUGUACCAAAAUAAAUUAGAUUAUACCAUUUUUCAUAAGGAAACACACACACACACAUUAAAAGGAUUCAUCUUUGUUUUUUAAUUAUGUAAUCUUAAAGAGAUAUGACACAUGUAUAUUCAUCUGCAUAUAAAUACAAAUAUAUAUAUAAAAUCUCC